Molecule: messenger RNA, 10341 nt
Organism: Chanos chanos (milkfish)
Lineage: Eukaryota; Metazoa; Chordata; Actinopteri; Gonorynchiformes; Chanidae
Product: apolipoprotein B-100
Exons: 26
Coding region: 51-10031 (3326 amino acids)
Biological process (GO): lipoprotein transport; triglyceride mobilization; cholesterol transport
Cellular component (GO): very-low-density lipoprotein particle; mature chylomicron; low-density lipoprotein particle
Molecular function (GO): cholesterol transfer activity; low-density lipoprotein particle receptor binding
Source: RefSeq, a predicted model, not a curated record
AAGAGGGCUCGGUGUAUCUGCAAGGCUUUCAGAGCUUCAUCUAACCCAUUAUGGGGGAUAUUAAGCUCUGCAUUUUACUGCUGCUGAUCACUUAUACCUUUGCCCAGCAAGAAGCUGGAGAUGCUGAGGAACAUUCUCCAACAUGUAUUUUGGCAAAAAGAUACAAGAACUUCAGGAGGUACGAAUACCAGUAUGAAGCUGAAACCCAGAAUGGCGUGAUGGGUGCCUCCAACCUCAGGAAUGGCCCCAGAGUUACCUGCAAGGUUGAGAUUGAAGUGCCACAGACAUGCAGCUUUGUGCUGCGCACCAGCGAGUGCUCCCUGAGCGAGGUGGUCGAUGUGGACGCAGAGGGCAUGCCCAUUUAUGGACCUGCUACUGAUGCCCAGGCCUUCCAGACCGCCAUGGAGAAGAACACCUUGAAGGUCACAGUUGAGGGCGAAACUGAUGUCAAGCUCUUCCCUGAGGAAGAUGAGUCCAUUAACAUCCUUAACAUCAAGAGGGGCAUCAUUUCCGCUCUGGUGGUACCUGCCAUAGAGGAGGACAAGAACAAGAAGAUGGCCACCAUUCAUGGAAUCUGCAAGACUGAACUAGAGGUCAAUGACAGGGAGGACAUUGCCACAAAUAUCACCAUCACCAGGGACCUGUCUGGCUGUGAUAGUUUCAACCCCCAGAGGGAUUACACCAGCCCCUUGGCCAUCAUCUCUGGCAUGCAAUACCCUCUGUCCAAACUGAUUGGCAGCACCCAGACCUGCAACUAUCAGUUUGACAACCAGAAGAAACAUAUGACCUCUGGAACCUGUACUGAGAAACACAUUCUCCUGCCUUUCUCUUACCAAAAUGAGCAUGGUAUCUCUUCAUUGGUGAAACAGACCUUGACUCUUCAGGGCAUCAACAAGAUCAAUGACAGAGUGUUUGAAUACAAUGAGAGCAACUUGAAACAUCUGCCCAUGGAGGCUGUUGAGGACAAGGCAGCUGUCCAGACCUCAGAGGCUGUGCUCGCAACUUUCAGGGAACUGAAAGCCCUGUCUGAGACCCAGCAAGGCCACCAAAGAGCCAGCAUGUUCCAGAAGCUUGUUGGUGAGAUCCGUGGGCUGCAGUUGGAGGCUCUCAGUCAAGCCACCAAAGUGAUGGAUGAGGAUGAUCACCUGCUUACUUGGCAAGCCCUGACUCAGUGUGGCACACCUGAGUGCACCAGUGCUAUGCUGCAGAUCCUCAGGAGCUUUGACCCAGAUGCCAUGGAGGUUGAUGUUGCAGUCUAUGCUCUAGGAAUCAUGCACACUCCAUCUCGGCUCCUGGUCAAGGAUUUGCUAGAGAUGGCUAAGUACAAGCAGAGCAAGGCCAUGAUGUACAGUUUAAGCAACGUAGUCAGGAGACUCUACCAGGCUGAAGGCAAGGUUACCCCUGAGAUUGCCAGUGUGAAUGAGUUCAUUGCCUCCAUCCUUGGUGCUGACUGUGCUGGAGAGAAGGAGCAGACUUUCUUGACCCUAAGGGUUCUUGGCAAUAUGGGAGAGGCCAUGGAGGCUGCUGACCCCAAUAUAAAAUCCAUUCUGCUGAAGUGCAUGAGACAGCCCGCCACUACUCUGUCUGUGCAAAUGGCUGCCAUCCAGGCCUUUAGACGCAUAUCAGUGACAGAUGAGGUCCGUUCCAACCUCCAGAGAGUUGCCCAGUAUCCCAAAGGUGCUGUGCAGAAGAGACUGGCUGCUUAUCUCAUUCUUAUGAGGAGUCCUGAGGCAAGUGAUCUUGAACUUGUGAAGAAGAUUCUCACACAGGAGCAGAACGCUCAGGUCAAGGCCUUUGUUGCAUCACAUGUCUACAACAUCAUUCACUCAAAGGACCCUGAGACCCAAGAGUUAGGCAAAACGAUUAAUGAGGUCAUGCAGGAGAAUGAGGUGACCACACACUCUGACUACACUGAGUCCUCUCGCAAUUAUAAGAUGGAUGCUUCCAUGGGAGGAAUGAGCACAGGCAUGCAAGGGAACAUCAUCUUUGAUCCUAGCAGUCUGCUGCCCAGGGAGGUCAUGCUGGAAACAACCCUGAAAGCCUUUGGAUACAAUCUGGACAUGUGGGAGCUUGGCUUGGAAGGCAGAGGAUUUGAACCAACCAUCGAGUCUCUGUUUGGAAAGAAUGGUUUCUUCCCUGACACCAUUUCAAAGGCCAUGUACUGGGUAGGAGACAAGAUGCCAAACAAGAUGAAUGAAGUUUUACAGAAUUGGGUUGAGCCACUUAGGACAGAGAAAACCAAGAGACAGGUCCCUGAGAACAUUGUGAGAGAAAUUGUGCGCAACUUCAACAAACUUGCCAAGGACCUGCGAUCUCAGGAAUCCCCAGAGGCUAUGGCUUAUUUCAGAAUUAUGGGACAUGAGCUUGGGUACAUCAAGAAUAGUGAGCUCACCUCCAUGGCCAACAAGUUUGCCAUGUAUGCUGAGAUCCUCAGCAAAAACAUCCCCACUGAGAUAAUGAAGACACUGAUGUCAGCUGAUAAGAAUAUUUUUGCCCAUUACAUCUUCAUGGACAAUGACUUCUCUCUGCCUACUGCUUCUGGUUUCCCACUAAAGUUUGCACUCUCUGGUACCUUUGCGCCAGGCAUCAAGGGAGGUCUUCACAUGGAACCAAGAAUGCGUGAAGUUAACUUCAAGCCCUCAAUUGGAGUAGAGUUUGUGACCCGCAUGGGUGUUCACAUCCCCAAAUUCAUUGACACUGCAGUGGAGAUGCACACAAACAUGUACCAUGAGAGCACACUCAAUGCUAAGAUUUCCAUGGGUGAUGGCCAGUUCAAACUGACCAUACCUGCACCUCAGGACACUACUCAACUGCUCCGAGUCAGCAACAGAAUGCUGAUGGUGACCUCUGGCCAAGCCACACUGGUGCCCCCUAUGGCUGAGGGCAGGAUAAACUCUGUGAAGUGCAACCCUCUCUUCAGUGGUGUGAAAUACUGUACCACUGCCCGCUAUUCUUUGCCUGGUGCUGGUGCAGAUGCUCCCUAUUUCCCUCUUGCAGGCGAGACCAAAUUUGCUUUGGAUAUCCAGCCCACUGGUGAGGUCACUGAGUAUACUGCCACUUUUGCUUAUGAACUUCUGAAUGAGGGCAAAGAGGGACGCCAGAAGUCUGAUUUACUGAAGAUGGUCCUGAGAGCAGAGGGUCCUGAGCCUGCUGAGGCAGUCACUACCAUUAAAUUCAACAGGAACAGGAAUGUUCUCACCACCUCUGUUGAGAUCCCUGAUUAUGAUGUAGAGGCUGGAAUCAGGGUUGGUCUCGCUGACAGCAGUGCCAAAGGAAAGAAGCUCACCAUUGACAUCACCAACAAGAACAUUGUCCAGCUGUCUCUUAUAGGCCGUGCCAAGCUUGAGGCAAUGAGGGAUGGGCAGCUUCAGGUUCAGUUGAUCGUGCCCUCACUAAAAACUGACGCAUCAAUCACUGCCAUCAUGACACGUGAUGAGGAGCUGACCCUGGGUAUUGAGAGCAACAUCAAGCUUCCUGAAACCUCCUCUGUCCAGAAAGUUGCCAUCAAAUACGCUGAUGAUAAGGUGGAAGUACUGAUGAAGUCUGACGUGGACUCAGAAAUACAGAAGCUCAUUCCAAACACUGAAGGGCUCCAAGCCUGGCUGCAGCAGCUGUUUGAGGAUAUUCUUGACCAGAGGGUUGUCAAGACUGACAUGAAGCUCCGUCACAUUUACUCAAAAUCUGUUGAGGCUGGUCAGAUUUGGCUGGACAGGAUUUCUGCUGAUGUUCCUUAUAUUGAGACACUGAAGAACAACAUGCCAGAGCUGCAUGUGCCAUCACUUCCUGAGAAACUUUACUUAAACAUUGAGAAUGAAUUCAGAUACAAGUUCAACAAGGAUCGCAUCACCAUCACCAUGCCUUUGCCACUGGGUGGAAAGACAUCUGAGGAUCUGAGAAUUCCUCUUACCAUGGACACCCCACAUCUUGUCAUGCCUCAGCUUGGUCUGAUGCUACCCUCUAAACAGGUUCAUCUUCCCACUUUCACCAUCCCAUCCAAUUAUGACUUCACGCUGCCACUUCUUGGAAUGGUGGAGGUAUCUGCAAAGAUGAACAGCAAUUUCUACAACAUGGAGGUCAGCAUUUCUGGUGGCAACAACACUGAGGAGAACCCCAGCUAUGUUGCCACCUAUAAGGUUCUUGCCAACAGCCCUGUAGAAAUCCUGUCCUACACAGCAGAAGGAAAAGCACAAAUCACUGACAUGCCUGAGGAAACCUUGAAAGUCAGUAUUAGCUCCUCCUUGCUGCACAAACUUGUUGAUGCUCGCUUUAGCAUUGAGGAAUCAGCCAUAAUCACAGACGAAGUGAAAGGAAAAGGCAGUUAUAAGAUGGAAGCCUUCAGCCCCUUAGGUAUGCAGAUGUCUCUGGUCUACACCACCCAAGUUUCCAUUUCAUCUGAUAUCACUGGGGAUGGUAACAUGGAUGGAUCACUGAAAGUUGGUGAUUUGACAGCCAGCACCAGUUUAACCCAGUCAUUUAACCUUCUGCCCAGUGACAGAGAGGCUAGAGCAGAGUCCUCAUUUAGGUUUAGCUCCCCUCUCCUCCAAAUCAGUAACAAAGUAAAAGCAUCUACCGCCAAUGGAGAGCUGGAAUUUGAGUCAAAUACUAACAUCAACAAUGACCCAGUCAAGCACACAACCAAGAUCAACAUUGAAUUUAAGGAAGCUCAGUUCACUAUCAAGUCCGACUCAGUUACCAAGGCAGAGGAGAGAAUGCUUCGCCAUCAAGUAGACCUUUCUGCCACUAUGGAGAAAGCCAGCAUUAGGAUUGAAUCCCAGGUUGAUGACAACACAAAUCGUGGCUACUCUUUGCUUGCUGGAUCUCUGAGCCCACAAGGACUGGAAAUCAACUCUGAUGCCUCUAUCAACUUUGAUGCUAACCGUGGUGCUCACAAGGGUACCCUGUCCCUGAACAAAGAUGGCCUGACCACCAGUUGUACUAGCACUGUGCAAGCCAGCAUUCUGACCUUUGAGAAUGUUUUCCAUGGCAGUGUUGCUACCUCUGGAGCCUCAAUGUCUGUCACUACUAAGGGCACAAUCCGGGAAAACAGUGCUGAGCUCAAAAUUGAUGGACGGGUUGCAAGCACAGAGGUAUACUUUAACAGCGUGCUCAAAGGUGACCUCUUCAACUCCAACACCAGGAACAGAGUAACUUUCAAGUUGAAUGAAGAUGGCUUGAACCUGUCUAACAAUCUAAUUGCCUCCCUUCAAGAGAUGAAGACAGAGAAUACCCACUCCCUGACCAUCACUUUUGAUUCUUUAGCUUUCCGCUCAGAGUCUGACAGCUUCAUCAGUGACAGAAACGCCUAUAAACACAAUGUUGCAAUUGAGAUUCAGGGAUUUACUGCAUCUGUGAAUGCAAACAAUGACCUAAAGAUCCUUGGGGUCAGUUUCAUCAAUGAUGCCCAAAUCAAAGCAGAGCCUCACAAGGUGGGACUUACAGGAGUCAUCAAAGGAGCCUAUGCUGAAGAGGAACUGAGGCACAGCUAUGAAGUCAUCUAUGCUGAUUUAGCACUCAAUGCAAAAUGCAGCACCUCUGGGAAAGUCCUUGGCACUCAGAUGACCCAGAGCUCUGAAAUGGAUUAUAAGUGGCUGGAGCUUAUGCUCAGCAACCAGGCCCGCCUCAACUCCCCAUCUCUCAGACUUGAAAGCACUGUCCAAACAAAAGUUGAGCCCUUCAGCUUUGAUAUAGAUGCCUCUUUUAAUUCUGAUGGUGAGCUGAACCUCUAUGGAAGACACAAUGGUCAGGUGAACAGCAAAUUCCUGUUUAACAGAAAAUUUCUUUCAUUCUCACUGAAGCAUGAAUGCAAGGCCUCAACGUCUCACCAGCUGGAUAACGGAAAUUCCCUCGAAACCAACUUCCAAAAUGAAAUUGCAAGUGCAUUUGAACCUAACGCACAAAGUCUCAGUAUCAAGACAGAAUCCAAGCUGAACAACCAUGCCUUCGAUCAGGCAUUUGAGUUCUCCAACUCUCAAGAGGGUAUAGCCAUGGGUAUGAAAGGAACUGUGCUCACCAGUCUUUUGAACAAAGAAAGUGAUGACAGUCAAGAAUUCGCCAUCUCAGGCAGUCUAAAGUAUGAGUAUAACAGUGACUUCUACAUCCUUGACUUGCCCAUCAUGGAGAAGCUGAGAGAACUCUCUGAAGAAAUCAAGGUGGCCUUGCUAAACAUGAAAGAUAAGUGCACUGAAUAUUUGCAAGAUAUUGAUGCUAGAUAUGAAAUUACAACAACACUCAAGGAUAAAGCAAGUGAGCUUAAAGAGGUCAUUAGAAGCUUUGAUGUGAAUUUGUUUAUUCAGGAUGUGAAAAAUUUUGUCAGCUCCAUUGAGGUUGAAAAAUAUUUGGGACAGCUGACCAAUGCGAUACCCACUGAAGAGAUCACCAGAGUUCUGAAAUCCAUCAGAGACAUGAUCAUUGACUGGAUCAAGAGAAAUGACAUCAUCAAUAAGUACAAUAUGAUCUACACCAAAGUAGAGGAAGUCAUGGCUCAGUAUGAGAUUGAAGAGAUGGUUGAGAAAAUCAUGGAUAAUGCUGUGGAACUUAUGAAGCAGUUUCAGAUCAAAGAAACUAUUCAAUCAGCAAUCAACGUGGUGAGAUCUAUUGAUAUCACACCUGUUCUAGAGAAACUGUUGGCACGCCUGAAUGAGCUUCUUGAACUGCUGAAAACCUUUGAAUUCACACAAAUGAUUGAUGAUCUGACAGACGUUUUCAGCACAAUGCUCCAAAGAAUCAGAUCGAUUGAUUUGGAAACCGCCACUGAUUCAGCAGUUGAAAUCAUCUUCCUACCCAUCACUAUACUGAAGAAUUGCCGUUUUCCUCUUUUUGGAAAACUCUAUGGAGAGUUUGAGAUCAAAUCUCCAGACCAUGCCCUGAAGACCAUUGCUGAGCUGAAGAACUCCACUGACAGCUCUGAGACGCCCCAGUUCACAGCCAUCCUCAACUCACAACUCAAAUCAACAUUUGAUCUUAUUGCCUAUGCAGUGGAUGCCACUGCUCACCUCAGUGUUCCCCAGAUAAGCCAGCUUUCCUUCACUGAAACAGUGAAGUUCAAUCACAUGGCUCUCUCACUUGACCAUCAGGGAUCACUAGGCCUUCACGGUGCAUCAGCCCAGGUCUCAUCUAAGACCACUGCCAAUGCAAACACUGACCCAUACAAAGCUGAACUUGUCAACAGUGCCUUUUUUACCUUAGAGAAUGGUUUCUCUGGCACUCUGGAGACCUCCUACAACCACAAUGUGAACAUGCCAGUGGCCAACAUCUUCAGUGAAACAAAGAUGAGCCAGAAAGCUAUUGCUCAGUUGCAAGCUGGCACUUUCACUCUGACCAUAGGAACUGAGGGCAAUGGCAAAUGUGCUAUCUCUGAAUAUUCUGAUGUAGGUACCCACAAGAGUGAUAUGGAGAUUGUCAUGAAUGUAGACACCCUCAAACUUACCUUCACUGGUGCAACUGAUAGCUCUCUUCUAAAAAUGAAACAGAGUGUGAAUGUGGAGGGCAGUGCUUUCUCCCACAUCUCCAUUGAUGCCAAUGCUGAGACAGAGACUCCCUACAUGAAGAAUGGUGUUGCAUCCGUAAGAGGACAGAUCCAGGUCCAGGAUCUGAAAAUUCAACUAAAUGCCGCCCACAAUGCUGAAUUGAUUGGUCCAGUUGAGGGAACCAUUUCCAACUCUUUGGACCUCAAGAUUGUACCCUUUGAAAUCAUCUUUGACACCAAAAACAAGGAGAACACAAAGCUUUCUCUUCCCUUCAAGUUGUCUGGAAAGGUUGAUCUUCAGAAUGACAUUGCCUUCACUCUAAACCCUACAGUGCAAAAAGCUAGCUGGACAGGUCUUGCUCGGUUCAAUCAAAACAAGUAUUCCCAUUACCUAACAAUGGACAAUGGUGAAAAGGAAAUUAACAUCAACAUUUUAGUCAAUGGUGAGGCUAAUCUUGAUGCGCUAAAUACAGCUUAUACUAUUCCUGAGAUGACUGUGCCCUUCUUUGAUGUAGUCAUUCCAUCCAUGGAGGAUAUAUCUUUGUGGGAGAACACAGGCCUGAGCAAAGUUUUGAUCACACCUCAGCAGACGUUUGACAUGAAUGCUAAACUCAGAUAUGUAAAGAGCACUGAAAUGUUUGUUGUUGACAUCAACAUGGAGCCCAUAUUCGAUGCCAUUAAUGAAAAUGUACAAAUUCUGCAUGAAAACCUCAUCCUUGGAAAAGACAAGGCUGUUGAAAUAAUCUCAGCCUCCUAUGACCAGGCUAUGACAGAAUAUGAGAAACUGAACACUGAGGUGCCCAAAACAAUCACUAUCCCUGGAUACAAACUUCCAGUCAUUAACAUUGAAGUUUCCUCCUUUACCAUCCCUCUGCCUGAUUUAAGCCUCAUUACCAUGCCUGGUCUGCGUGUGCCUGUAGUGCUUAAGCAGAUGACUUUUCCAAGAUUCACUCUCCCCAAAAUGCCAAGGGAGAUCAUGAUUCCUGUCAUGGGUGACUUAACAUCUGAGUUCUCUUUGAAGACAGCUAUUUUCACCAUCAACAGCAAUGCUGGCAUCCUCAAUCAUGAAGACAUUGUUGCCCGAUUUGAAGUUCGCACGUCCUCUGAGUUUGAUCUUCUAGUAUGCAAGAUUGUUGGCUCUUCCACCUUGCACAAGCAUUCUGAGGCAAAACUGACCAGCUCUCUUUCUCUGGAGCACAAAAAUAUUGAAGGCAACCAUGAAAGCACUGUUAGCCUCAAUGGGAUUUCUGCUGCUAACAUUGCCAAAGUUGACUUGGCAGCAGUGAAGUUGGAGGUCUACCAGGAACUUCUUGGAAAUGCUGAGGAAGGUCUUGUCAUCUCUGUCUCUUCCCCAUCGGCUGGACUCCUGGGUCUCCAGUUGCAAAGCGAGAGCCUAUCACAUCUUCGUGGAAGACUCUACAAUCGUUAUCCAUCUGAACCGAAGAAUGACGUGGAUAUCAUGAGUGUUGACAUUGCUUUGAUGGACAAUGAGAAACUUAACAUCAAGGCACAGUGGAACUUGGAAGCUCCCUCUGAGAUGCUUCUUGAGCUGAAAGAGAAGAUACCUGACAUUACCUCCACUUUAAACCUUAGGGAGCUGAUGAGCGAUGACUUUUAUGCACAAAUCAAGUGGGUUCAUGUAGAACUUCAGGACAUCAUUGAUCGCAUCAAGAUCCUGGGCGAGUCAAUGUACAGAAAAACUAUUGAGAAGAUUGCUGCAGUUGACAUUACAAAAAUUACCAACUUGACAUCUGACAGCAUCAUGUACAUUCUCAGAGAAUAUGAGAAGAACAUUCAGGCCCUGCUGGAUGCUGCAAUUAAAUUUUUGAGAGAAACUCAAUUCCAGAUUCCUGGUCAUCCUGAAAAGCUCACUGGGUUUGAGGUCUAUGAAAAGAUUAGUGCCUUUGUUGCUGAUGUAAUUGAAGAAGCAAUCACAAGGGUUCCAGAGAUGAUUGCCAGCAAAAGUGAGGGUUUCAUUGAGUAUAUUAGGGAUGUGGAGGUCACCAUUCCAGGCACCAACUUUCCAAUCAGAGGAACAGAAAUCUUGGAUGAUCUGUUCUCUGCCCUUCAGAAGAUUCAGACCCAACUGAUAACCAUUGUGAAGAACCUUGGGGAGAUCAGCCUUGAGUCCAUUGCUCAGAAGAUGUCUGAAAUCCUGAAAUUCAGCAUAGAGAAAGUAGAUGAACUCCUGGUCACUCUUGCAUCUCAAGACAUUGCUAAGUUAUCCACUUGGGUUAGUCAUGUCUACACUGAUGCCAUUAACUCUGACAUCCUGAAAGAGAUGGUAGACCAGGUUCAGGAAUUUAGGAAGAUUGUUGAGCAAUACUGGAAUAAUGACGUGAAACCUAAGCUUGACGAAAUUUUUGCUGACUUGACUCUUCAGCAGCUGAAUGCAGACAUCCAGUCCUGGAUUGAUUCAGUUGUCAAACGCAUUGAAGCCUUCAACAACCAGGUCACUGAGUUUCUAAAACAGAUGUCCAAGAGUAUUGAGUCUUACCUGAAAGUUGGAGAGAAUAAGAUGGAAAUAGAAAUCCCUCUUUCCUUCAAAUUUGAGUCCACUCAGUGAGUCAGUACCAUCUAAAUCUAUUCGUAAUGUGUGUGGAGAAUUACUUGUCAACAUCCUGCUAAAUUUGCAAAGAGUCAUCCUGCUAAACUUGCAAAAAAAAAAAAAGCAGAUUCAUUACCAAGACUAUCAGUAUAUAAACAAAGCUAUUAUUAAUCAUGUACAAAUGGGCAAAAGCUGCUUUAGUUUCCAUUCUUUUUGUUAGUGUCUUAUUAAAAAUGGUGUCCUUUAGAGCAGAGAGAUGAAUAUUUCUCUCUUUAUGUCUUACUGUAUUUAAAAACAAUGAAGGAGCAAUAAAGAACCUUGUACUGCA